Molecule: messenger RNA, 1540 nt
Organism: Ixodes scapularis (black-legged tick)
Lineage: Eukaryota; Metazoa; Arthropoda; Arachnida; Ixodida; Ixodidae
Exons: 1
Coding region: 70-1185 (371 amino acids)
Source: RefSeq, a predicted model, not a curated record
UUUAAGGGUCCGUCUGCAUUGCUCAACUUGCCAUUUUUUAACGUUAUUGAAUCCUUUGUUCCAGACUACAUGCAUGCCGUCCUCCUCGGCGUGUCUCGUACACUUUUGAGCUUGUGGUUCGACAGCAACACCGGAGGGGGGUUUUAUCUUGGAGAUCCGGCAACCGUGAGGCUAGUAGAUCGCAGAAUGAAGGCCAUCAAGCCUCCUUCUAAGCUCGGCAGGUUUCCCCGGGGGGUCAGUGAACGAAAGCUUUGGAAGGCACAAGAGUACCGGUCGUGGCUUCUGUAUUAUUCGUUGCCGGUCCUCUAUGGCAUUUUGCCAGAACCCUUCCUUGGGCACCUCGCUCUUCUUGUACACUCCAUUUUUUGCCUAAUUCAGGACACACUUACAGGGGACGACAUCAACAUGGCCCAAAUUUUGUUAACGGAAUUUGUGAUCAAAUACAAUAUGCUAUAUGGGGACAUCAACAUGGUUUUCAACGUCCACUUACUCCAGCACUUGGCAAAGGAUGUUUUUCGUUGGGGGCCUUUGUGGACCCAUUCGGCCUUCUGCUUUGAGUCGUACAAUGGCGUUUUGGUUAAAUCUAUCAAAGGCAACCGUGGAGUAGCUAUGCAGGUGUUACACAAAGCUAUACUUAAACAGUCUGUAAAUUUUUAUGUCUUAACUAAAGGAACGGAUGUAAUGAAGAGAUCCCUUGCAUUUUUCAAGGAUGAGAAAAGGUGCCACUCGGGGGACACAGUCUCUGGCGUAACUCUUUUGGGCCAAGCACAGCUGUCCAAGUUCAGUAAUGCCGAAAAACGAUGCAUUAUCACUGCCCUUGGUACAGUUCCUUCAUGUCUUUCAGUCUUCUUAAGAUUCAUCGCUGGAGGAGUUGUGUACCAUUCAGCUCAAUACUCACGUCCUCAAAGAAGCGAUGACACUGUUGUAGUUCUUCAAGGCGAAAAGUUCGGCAUUAUUCGUUCGAUUUUUUCUUACAGGCUUAACAGUGCACAGGAAGUCGGUUUAAUUGUGGAGGUACUCGAAGUUGAGGAUGCAGCAUUUUGUGGUGCUCCCCAUAUUGCAGUUGGGGAGUUUUCUUCCCUCGAAAUGGUCGCUGUUUCAGCACUUUUGAGGAAGGCAGUGCGAGUGGAUGUCGAGAACUCUUCGUUUGUUUGUAAGGUUCCCAAUCUUCUGGAAAUUAACUGAUGCAGGCUGGGCUGCAGUCUUAAUAGGUUACCAGUUUUAUUUUUAAUUUGUCUGCUUGUUCAGGGUGCCUUCUGAAUUGCUUCUUUCAAAUUCUCUGACUUUUCCAAGUUUUCGCUGACUACGGUAGAAUACCGUGCGUCCGCCCACACCACACUAAGCGCCCAUUCCCAAAUUUGUAGGAUCUGAGAAAAUACGGAGAGUACAUUUAUAUGUAAAACUGAUGAGCGGAGAGGGGCCCAUCCGCUUUUUUUGCAAUUAUCUCCAAAGUUUGAGUGGGCACUUGCUUGGUAUUUUACAUUAUGUUCAGUGCGGGUAUGCCGAUGCACCGUGGUGCUUCGUUGCAUGCCACCAUGCC